GUGAACUUGAACUUUGGCUGCGACUUUCUCUACCACUGUACCGGCGAUAGCUUCAACCCAGACAACUUCAACAUCGGAUCGUUCCCGCAAACCGCACGUUCCAUAUCUCAACAUGGCUUUCGCUUGGAAGGCCGCCGGCUUGACCUACAACCGAUAUCUGGCGAUUGCCGCCCGAGUCGUCCGACGGUCACUCAAAGAAGGACCCAGACUCCAAGCCGAGAGGAGAGGAGAGAUGGACCUCAGAUUUGCAAAGUGGCAGAACGGAAAACAGGGCGAUGUCAAGAGCUUGGGUGAAGCGAAUGCAGAUGCGAUGGCGGAACAUGCGACCGCGGAAGCGAAAUAGAUCAACAAAUUACAUGGGCUUGAGAACGAAGCAGGAGAUGCGUUGAAGCUCGAAGAACUGUACGAUUGUGCAUAUCUACCAGAAAGUCCAAUGAUUAGUUCGUUGCGUGAGGCAGCGGCUUGGUAAACUUCAACUUGAGCUUCAUCAAUCCCACAACUUGAACUCUGACAGCUAUUACUGUCUUCCACAA
Messenger RNA from Exophiala dermatitidis NIH/UT8656, 533 nucleotides. Its product is annotated as F-type H+-transporting ATPase subunit epsilon. The record is from RefSeq and is a predicted model, not a curated record. Gene Ontology annotation, molecular function: proton-transporting ATP synthase activity, rotational mechanism. Lineage: Eukaryota; Fungi; Ascomycota; Eurotiomycetes; Chaetothyriales; Herpotrichiellaceae. The transcript has 3 exons. Gene Ontology annotation, cellular component: mitochondrial inner membrane. Gene Ontology annotation, biological process: proton motive force-driven mitochondrial ATP synthesis. Bases 113 to 343 code for a protein of 76 amino acids.